GUUCGCAGCGCUCCGCGCGCUCUUUACGUCGGCGGCCUGGGAGGAGGCGUUUCCGGCCAUUCAUACUCCGUUCCGGUGGUCGGAGUUGUCCGUUUUUGUGCACUCUCGGACAGAAAUCUUGAAAUCUUCGUCAGGAUGAAGCUCGUGAGAUUUUUGAUGAAAUUGAGUCACGAAACUGUAACCAUCGAAUUAAAGAAUGGAACACAGGUCCAUGGAACAAUCACAGGUGUAGAUGUCAGCAUGAAUACUCAUCUUAAAGCUGUGAAAAUGACCCUGAAGAACCGAGAACCUGUACAGCUGGAAACACUGAGUAUUCGCGGAAAUAACAUUCGGUAUUUUAUUCUGCCAGACAGCUUACCUUUGGAUACACUACUUGUGGAUGUUGAACCGAAGGUGAAAUCUAAGAAAAGAGAAGCUGUUGCAGGAAGAGGCCGAGGCCGAGGAAGAGGAAGAGGACGUGGCCGGGGCAGAGGAAGAGGGGGUCCUAGGCGAUAAUGUCUCUCAUGAUUACUGUUUCAAAGUGAUAUGCGAUUUGGGAUAUUUUUUGUACAGGUUUUGUUUGUUUAUGUCAGUUUUUAAUAAACAUAAAUGUAGGCCAGUUGUCUAUUGACUAUCACAUUUAGUUUUAAUAGUUCAUAUAUAUUCAUGACAUAAUACAGUGAGAGCUGAGCAUUAUUACAUGGCAGUUCCAGAAUUCCAUUCAUAGAUCAGGCUUUUAAUUUUUUUUAACUAAAAUAUUUCUUUUAUAAAUACAUAUAGCAUUUACAUACAUCUUUUUGCUUCACGUGCACUGAAUAUGUAUUUUGUUUGUUUUACUUUGACUCAAUUCUAUGAAACCUACCUACAGGUGAAAUGGGUUUUGUUUGUUACUUCAGAAGCUGAAGUCCUAUGGAAUGGGCUGUAAAAUUGAUUCUCCUUUCCUGAGUUUUACUCCAUGGAAACUUAGGUACUUAGUAAAAGGUGAUAGUCAUCUUCUAAUUUAGGAGUCAUUGGUUUUGUUGUGAUAAUGGUUUUUGUUUUUUGUUUUAUUUUUUCAAUAGUCUCUCAAUAGAAUAUAAUUUUCCAUUCUCCUGACUUGAAACUUCAGUUAACAUUUACUAGGUUAUCGGUUGUAAGCAGUGUUGAAAUGUGUUAUUGUGGAAUAUACCUGUCAGUGGCCCCUUUAUCAAGAACUUUUACAAGGAGUCCUUUAAGAACAAAA
This is a messenger RNA of Myotis brandtii (Brandt's bat), 1201 nucleotides long. RefSeq names its product small nuclear ribonucleoprotein D1 polypeptide 16kDa (gene SNRPD1). Gene Ontology annotation, biological process: spliceosomal snRNP assembly; RNA processing. Gene Ontology annotation, molecular function: RNA binding. NCBI's taxonomy places the organism in Eukaryota, Metazoa, Chordata, Mammalia, Chiroptera, Vespertilionidae. The record is from RefSeq and is a predicted model, not a curated record. Gene Ontology annotation, cellular component: SMN-Sm protein complex; catalytic step 2 spliceosome; commitment complex. The coding region runs from base 136 to 495 and encodes 119 amino acids. The transcript is spliced from 4 exons.